UCUGCCAGCAGGCAAUAGGUGGAAGCUCUGGUAAACAGAGUGCCCACUUGACUGUAUUGUAGCUGUUUCUGACUAUUGGUGGAGGAGUACUGCCAAAUCACAUUGAGGCAUUGAGCCAACUUUCAGAAGGAGCUGGAAAGAAAAAUCCUCAGGAACCUGGAGCUCAAGCAUGAUGAAGCCAAAAUCCUCUUCUUUUUCUGGGUACUUUGUGGGUAUUCUUCUCCUAGAAGUGAUGACAUCAGCAUCAGAAAAGUGGACAGUGACCAUUCCCAUUGGACACUUGGUGGCUAUAGUAGGAGGACAGAUUGAGCUUAGCUGCCAGUUGUCCCCACCACAAAGUGCAAAACACAUGGAGGUGUCCUGGUUCAAAGGUGACCAUUUUACUAGUAAGCUUGUUCACCUAUACAGAGAUGGCCAUGAAGUGAAAGGGGAAGCUGCCCCAGAAUAUGUGGACCGCACAGAGUUUGUGAAAGAGGCCAUUGGGGAGGGCAAAGUGGCUCUCAGACUUCAUAAUAUCCGCGUUUCUGACAAUGGAACAUACCAGUGUUCAUUUAAGGAUGGCAACUUCAGCAAUAUGGCAAGCAUGGACCUGAAUGUAACAGCAUUAGGCUUGGAGACACAGAUCCAUAUUCAGGCUCCUAGAACUGAUGGACUUAUGGUGGAGUGUAACUCAGGAGGCUGGUUCCCACAGCCCCAGAUGGUGUGCAAAGACAGCAAGGGAGAGGUAAUUCCACAUUCAUCACAAUUAUACUCACAGGAUGGAGCUGGAUUAUUCCACAUCAAGAUGACUCUUCUCCUCAGUUACAAAUCACAGGGUGAUAUGAUUUGCUACAUUCACAACCCUCUGUCAGAUGAAGGGAAACAAAUAAAUAUCAUCUUAGCUGAUGCCCUGUUUGUUCCAGUCCACAACUGGCUGAUGAGUUUUUUUAUACUUUCAUCUGCGAUGUUGUUUUUUAUCUUUGUGCUCCUUGUCUACUGGUGUUUCAAAAGAAAAGUGUCCCGAUAUAACUUCAUUCACAUAUUGAACUCAAUUCCUGCUCAAGUACUGGGUUUUGCAUGCUUUUGUGCAAUGCUCAGUAUAUAUCUGCACUUCCGGAUGCAAGUUUCUAUUUCAGAUCCUUUCUUUUCUUUGUAUAAUGACUGGAUAUGGUAUAUGGCAAAGAUGGUAAUAAUUCUGAUGGGAUUUUACAUUGUGCUUAUCACUGCUUUAUACUUCACAGUAAGAGGGCAUUUUAAAAAAAUGAAGAAUAUAUGGAAAAAAUCAACAGAGAUGCAAUCAGCAAAAUGUAGACAUGGAAAGCACUACAAGAAAUGAUCCAAGUUCUUCAAUAAAUGUUGCAAGAAAAUAAAAUGAGAGAAACAGAAGAUUAGCUCUAUUGUUUUAUA
This is a messenger RNA of Myotis brandtii (Brandt's bat), 1386 nucleotides long. Its product is annotated as selection and upkeep of intraepithelial T-cells protein 8-like. The record is from RefSeq and is a predicted model, not a curated record. Gene Ontology annotation, biological process: regulation of cytokine production; T cell receptor signaling pathway. NCBI's taxonomy places the organism in Eukaryota, Metazoa, Chordata, Mammalia, Chiroptera, Vespertilionidae. The coding region runs from base 170 to 1315 and encodes 381 amino acids. Gene Ontology annotation, molecular function: signaling receptor binding. The transcript has 8 exons. Gene Ontology annotation, cellular component: external side of plasma membrane.